This is a messenger RNA of Myxocyprinus asiaticus (Chinese sucker), 4316 nucleotides long. Its product is annotated as oxysterol-binding protein-related protein 10-like. Gene Ontology annotation, cellular component: intracellular membrane-bounded organelle; membrane; cytosol. Gene Ontology annotation, molecular function: cholesterol binding. The coding region runs from base 1647 to 3581 and encodes 644 amino acids. The transcript has 12 exons. Lineage: Eukaryota; Metazoa; Chordata; Actinopteri; Cypriniformes; Catostomidae. The record is from RefSeq and is a predicted model, not a curated record.
AAAUAAUGUCAGAUGAAGUCAGUCCUUGUCAAGCUUUGGUCAUUUAAGACAUAAGUCUAAGAAUUCAGUACAUUUGAAUCCAUUUUGACAAAUGAAUGAACGGAAACUGUGUUUCAUUGUUACAUUUAUUAAUUUGUUAAAGUGUUCUGUUGUUAAUGAACAUUCUUGAUUCCGUCAGUGAAUCUCGAUCGGUUCAUGUCAAGUUUUGGUCAAAUUUGACAAUAUAAGAGAUUAUACAUGAAAGGAUAAGAAUGAAGUUUAAUAAUUCCAUCAGUCCAUAAUGGUGUCAUGCAUGAAUGUAAAUUAUGUUUCACUGUAUCAUUUGUUGGGUGUCUUCCCUUAUUUGUUAAGGUGCUGAUCCUAAACAUUCUUGAUCUGGACAGCAUGCUUGAAAGACAAUGUUUAAAAUGAGUCAAGUUUUGGUAAAAAAAAGACGUUACUUUGAACUGAUUUUUUUACAUUUCUGAGGAAUCAUUGAAUUAAUUUAGAUAGAGGAUGGUGAUCAGAUCUCUUAGUUUUCCUACCUGAUAUUUUUGUUACAUUUCACUUAUGGUUACAUUUGUUUUAUUUCAUGGGCUCAUUAGUCUUGUAAUUGUUUGUGUUGUGGUAUUUUGCAUUAUUGUGCCGUAUUGUGGGUUGUUUCUUUAGUACUCCACACAUAUGCAAUAACACUAAUCUAGCCUGAGAAGGUCUCCUGCUUCAUGAAGCCUGACAUCAGUGGUCUGAAAGGUCCUGAUUUCACGAUAUUGUCCUGUUUAAGAGGAUGCCUUCUCAUAAUGAAAAGGGGCUAUUUAUAGUCAGGGAUCUGAAUGUGAAACGAGCCCUUUACCAGCUGAGUUAUGCAAAAGCACUCUAAAGCAAGAGCUUCUCAUUGAAAAAGGGAGGUUUUGUUGUUAGUGGAUUUCAUGGUUGUGUGUGUGUAUGUGUGCUGCAGGGCUAACUGCAGUACAUCCCACAGUUAAGGCUCUUUCAUCUGGGAGAGACUAUGACUCAUCCAUGAUGGGAAAUCCCUCACAUCCAUAAUGUUGUUCUCAUUCUGUUGCUUAGCCCAGCGAUCAAUAGGGGAGCAGGCCAAUGUAUAAUGAGCUAGAGGAUCAGAGAGUUACUCGCCCUCCACAAUGGCUCAGAAAUAGCCCUCACUUUAACCCCGGCACUAGUUACUGUUUACUGCUUAAUGAUCUGUGGGUGACAAAUGAAUGCUAAAAAAAAUGUCUCUCUCUCUCUCUUACUGUGAAUUUAAUUAACACUCAAACAGAUACAUUUAAAUGUGUUACCACAGUGUGCAUGGACUGUUGAGUAAUGAUAGACUGGUAUAUUUGUCAGGCCGAUUAAUCGGCAAACAUUUGGCCAUUUUGAGAUUAUCGUAUCUGCCGAUAACUGUGACCGAUAGGCUGAUUUACAGAAGAGGUUAUUCUGCCAGUUCUGAAAUCUACAGACAGUCAUGGCAAUGAAUAUGUAACACAACUUCACAGAAGAAGGGAAGGAGAACACAGGGAAGCGGGUUUUCCAGGCUCAGGUACUUUGUCCUGGACCCUGAGCUUGGCCAGCUGCAGUAUUUCAUCAAUGAGCAUAGUAAGAACCAGAAGCCGAGAGGCUCCCUGCCCCUCAUCGGCUCCUCAGUGGCCCCAAGCGACGAGUUUCCUUUCAUGUUCACAGUCUUUGCUGCAAAUGGAGAUCUCUUCAAACUGCGAGCUAAUAAUGCCAGCGAACAGCAGAUGUGGAUGACCCAACUUCAGCUAUGUGCCCGCCGCCACUCAGAUAGCAGUGCCAAGGGCUGCACCUCCUCUUCCUCCUGCAACACCUCCUCCACCUCCCCCUCUGCCGGCCGGACCCGCAGCUUCUCCCAGCACCUGCAACCUGUCUUGCAGUCCUCAAACUCCUCCGCCCAGAGACAGACCCCCCAGCAUGGGACACCUGCCUCUGUCAUCACCAUCACCCACCACAGGUCCCCCACCGCCAGUCAAAGGGCCUGCAGUCAGCACCCUGCAGGACUGCACCAGGUCAAAGAGGUCAUGUCCCAGGCAGAGGGCCAACAGAAGAACCUGGUGAAUUCCAUCGAGUCCCUGCCGAGCCGUGGGCCAUUGUCCUCCCUGGAUCAGGAUCUGCUCCUGCUCAAGGCUACGUCUGCAGCCACGCUCAGUUGUCUGGGAGAGUGCCUGAGUAUCCUUCAGCACAAUGUGUGCCAGGCGGCCCAACACAUCACCCACAGCCACACUCAGGGACCCAAUUCAGAUAACAUCUCUGGCUGGUCAAGGCCCAAGGCUCCCUCAGAAGACCAAGUGAAGAACGGAGAAUUAACAGGCCACAACACCUUUGUUAGACAUCAACCCCAUUCGCCAGCACACAGGAACAAAGAACAUCUUAUAGACUCUGAGAACUCCAGCCCAGAAUCAGUGGAUCACAGCGAGGAGAUCACAGACACAGAAGACAACGAAGAGGAAGACCUGGGAGUUUUGGAUGACCAGAGGAGUGUCAUUCUUCAUCUGCUCUCUCAGCUCAAACUGGGCAUGGACCUUACACGGGUGGUGCUGCCUACAUUUAUCUUAGAGAAGCGUUCCCUUUUGGAAAUGUAUGCCAAUUUUAUGGCCCACCCGGAUGUGUUCUUGGCCAUCACAUCUGGAUCCACGCCUGAGGAACGUAUCAUCCGGUUUGUGGAAUACUACCUGACCGCUUUCCACGAGGGCCGUAAGGGUGCUGUGGCCAAAAAGCCUUACAACCCCAUUCUAGGGGAGAACUUCCACUGCACAUGGGACGUAGCCCGAGAUAAAGUGCAACCUCUCAGGACUACAAGCUCAAGCCCAGCUCCUUCGGCCUCCCAGUCUGUCCAAACUGCUUCCAAUGAUGGGGUAGGAGCUUACCGGUUACGUUUUGUGGCUGAACAAGUGUCCCACCACCCUCCAGUCUCUGGAUUCUACUGUGAGUGCAAGGAGCGUAGGACAUGCGUCAACACCCAUGUCUGGACUAAAAGCAAGUUCAUGGGCAUGUCCAUAGGAGUGUCAAUGGCUGGAGAAGGAGUGUUACACCUCUUGGAGCAUGAUGAGAAGUAUGUGUUCACGCUGCCCUCUGCCUACGCCCGCUCCAUCCUCACAGUACCCUGGGUGGAGUUGGGUGGAAAAGUUUCCAUCUGCUGCGCCAAAAGUGGAUACUCUGCCGCCGUCACAUUCCAUACCAAACCGUUCUAUGGAGGAAAAGUUCACAGAGUCACAGCUGAGGUAAAACACAAUCCGACUGGCACCAUUGUGUGUAAGGCUCAGGGGGAGUGGAAUGGGACCCUGGAGUUCACCUACAGCAGCGGAGAGACCAAAGUGAUUGACACAUCCAAACUGCCAGUCAUUAGGAAGAAGAUCCGCCCACUGGAGAAGCAGAGCCAGUUUGAGUCAAGGCGGCUGUGGCAGCAUGUGACAACGGCACUGAAGACGGGGGACAUUGAUCUGGCCACAGAACACAAACACCAGCUGGAGGAGAGACAGAGGAGGGAAGGGAAGCAGAGAGCAGCCAGCGGCACCCCCUGGAAACCCAAAUACUUCAUCAAAGAGGGGGAAGGAUGGGUGUACCACAAUCCUCUAUGGAAGACAAAGUGACAAGGACACCUGGAGCCACAUGAUAUUACUCCAUCACAGACCCCAAGGUGGGGCAGGGGGCAACCAAAUGGACACUCGGCACGAUCCAUUUCUCCAGCACUUCUUACAGAAAGUGCCAAAAACAAUAAAGUCAAACAAAUGGACAUAAGGGUGGUUAAAAUACCUCAAAAUCCCCUUGGGAUGAUUGAGAUUUGGAUGUGAAGUCCUGAAAUGACAUUGUGUGACCUUGUACAAUAUCUUUAUAUUUGUAUAUUACUUCUAGUAAUCAGUACUAAGUAGUGAUUAUUCAUACAAGAGAGAGAUUUAGCAUCUGUAUCACUAGCUGUUAUAUUUGAUAAUGAUUAAAUAGAGGCAGAUGUUGAUGCUGGAGGUAUAUGUGUGUUGUACAGUAUAUUUAUGUAAAAGUGACCUUGCCCCUCAUUUUGUAAUGAUUUGACUUGAAUGGCUGAAUACAUUUCAGUUGACUAAGUUAUCUGCAUUACUGUAUUGUACUUUCACUCUGGUGAUUUCUGAAGGCUUUGAAGUAAGCUCAGCUUAAAAAAAAAAUAAAUAAAAAAUCAAUGGAUAUUUAAAGGAAUUGUUCUCACAAAAAUGAAAAUUCUCUAAACAUUCUCACCCUCAUGCCAUCCCAGAUGUGUAUUACUUUCUUCUUUCUGCUGAACACAAAGAUUUUUAGAAGAAUAUUUCAGCUCGGUAGGUCCUUACAAUGCAAGUAAAUUGGUACCAAAAUUUUAA